Messenger RNA from Striga asiatica, 612 nucleotides. NCBI's taxonomy places the organism in Eukaryota, Viridiplantae, Streptophyta, Magnoliopsida, Lamiales, Orobanchaceae. The record is from the annotation of a GenBank genome assembly.
AUGGCUGAGGAAGUUAUCGAGACAAUCUCGACGGAUGGGGAAAAAUUACUGCCUGGGUCCGUUUUUCGGUCAGGUGGGUCUGCGAAGGGCGGGGAGGUCGAGAGAAUCGGGCAGUGGAGGGAAGGGUUACCGAUAAAGCUGUCGCAUUUGAUCAUGGUGUUGUUGAAAAACGGAGUUCCGGUUAAAUGGUUGAAGGACACGUUGAAAAUCGAGAGGGUAGGUAUGUUUAGAAGGUCGUUGGGUAACGGCCCGGUUAACUCGUUGUUGUUCAGGAUGAAAGAAGUCAGGUUUUUUAAGUUGGCGAGGUUUUUCGGGAUUUCGCCUGAGAGCGAGUUGGAGGAUAAGUCGAGCACUUGUAGAGAGUACAGCUGUCCCAAGCUUGCCGGGAUGGGACCGUCCAAGUUGUUGCCGGCCAACGAGAGGGAUUUGAGAUCCUUUAUUCCGGUAAGGCUCGCCGGAAUGGGACCCUUUAGUAAAUUGCGGCUUAAAUUAAGGACGAUAAGUGAAACUGAUUCGCCGAUAGAAGGAGGAAGGCUUCCGGAGAUCUUAUUGCCGGAUAUAUCGAGGAUCGACAGAGUCUUGCAAGUUGUGGCAAUAUCGGCCGGGAUUUGA